AUGGCAGGCCAGUGGGGGUAUAAGAUGCCGAAGCUCAACACAACUUUGGGAAAGGAUCUAAGUUCAAAUUCUUUGGAACUAAAACAGAGGAUAGAUGGCAAUGACACCAGUAAACUGGUUACCUUAGCAACCUCUGUGAAUGGCAAUCGUGUGACAAAUGGAUUGGCAAGGCUGGAUGAAACCAAAAGACGCAACAAAGUAAACAGCUUUACUUCGGUGAAACACAAUCAAUCAAAUCUUCAGAAGAUUAGGAGUCAAAGGGAAGGCCAAUCUUCGCAUUCAUUAAACGUAUGUUCUAUCUUCAACUCUGGGACAAGGACUUUACCCCAUUCAGAGAGAAAUGGACUAUUUACAGACAGGAUGAAAGGUGAACAGCCUGAUUCGUAUGAAAGCAAUAUUCCAGGAAGUUUUAAAGUAGACAACUCAGGACCCUUGGAAGUAGAAGUGCAUGACCUGACAAAGUUGGAGGCUUCAGAAACACCCAAUACUGAUGAUGAAAAAGAUGAUGAAGAAUCAGUAGCAACAGACAGCACUGUGCAUCUCACAAAGCAAAUUGAGGUGAUCAUUAACUUGAAACCAAAGGCGGAGGAGAAUAUCGAGUGUAGCAUUGAGAAAGACCAGCAAAUAAAUUCAGAUGAAACUCUUGUGUGAGCACAUGAAAUUUAUAGAUUUUUUUGUUAUAAAUGUUGAACUAUGAUUCACUAACUCAGAAUCAGAAUCAUGUUUAUUAUCAUCAGCAUGUGUCGUGAACUUUGCUAAACUUAUUUCCUGCUUGGUAUUCUCAUCAAGAAAUGUAAAACCAUUUUGAUCAAUAUUUGACAUAUAAGUAUGUUUUUAGUUCGAGGUAUGAAUACACAUCAUGGUGAUACCAAAGUAAAUAACUUUUGGCCAAAAUGUAGAUCUCGGUGCCAACUGCUGAAAACUAAUGACUAAUAACGUCUGUUUGAUUAUGUUAUUGUGCCGAUAAAGGGAAGAAACCAAUGAUAACAAGUAAUUGAUCAUUGGUAAUGAAUAUGUUAUUGUCACAUAUACCAAGAUACAAUGUAAAACUUUGCUUUGCAUGUCACCCAUACAAAUCAUUCCAAAACGUAAAUACAGUGAAGUUGUACAAACGGAUUAGCAAUAACAGAAUGCAAUUAGAGCAACAUUGUGGUGCAGGUAAGAAAAUAAGAUGUAUGGCCCAUGAUAUGGUCAAUUGAGGAAUCAAGAGUUCAUCUUUAUCAUACUUGAGGUCAGAUCAAGGUUCUUAUGACAGCAGAUUAGAUAGAAGCUGUCCUCAAUCCACGUUGUGAGUGAUUUCAUUCUUCUGCCUGGUGGAAGAGGGGAGAAUAACCAGGAUGUGAGGGGUCAUUGAUUUUGUUUGUGUUCCUGAGGCAGCAGGAAAUGCAGACAGAGUCAAUGGAGGGGAGGUUGGUUUUCAUGAUGUACUGAGCUGUGUCCGCAGCUCUCCACAAUUCCUUGCUAUUUUUGACAAAGCAGUUGUCGUACAUAACUUUAUCUGGUUAGGAUACAUUCUAUCAUAUAUUGAUAAAAAUUGGGGACAUGCUGAACUUCUGAGGAAGUAGGGGUAGUCUGUGCUUUCUGGCCAUAGAUUCUAUGUUGGUAAGUCUUUGAUUUUUCUCCUAAUACACACUAAAUAAUUAUAAUUCUGAACAGAAUAACUUUUUGUCUAAUGAAAAGCACCAAUUUUCAUUUACGUAACAUUCUUGACAUAGUAAAUUGUCCCUUAGUGCUUCAUAGAUUAUCAGAUAGAAUUUGACACCAAAUCAUAUAAUAUAUUUCAAUACUUGACCAAAGAGUUGUCAAAAAGAUUAAGCAGAAUCCCAGAGUAGUUGGAGAAGUUUAGAAUACAAAUUCCAUAAUUUAGUUAAUUCAAAAUGCACUAUUAAUGAAAUGUGCACGAGAGGUCAGAAACAGAACAACAAAGAUUGCUAGUAGGAACAUAAAUAUUGAGGACAUUACAAUGACAGACCUGGAGAGGGAUAUGGAUGAAUUUGAAAGCAUAUAUGGGAGUUCUAAAACUGAGCAUCCGUCAGGUCAAGUACUGGUAUAGACAUGACCACAGAGAUAACAGGAGCCUUUGUACUUGUUUGGAUGGGAGCAACAGGGUUAGUUUUGUGCUUAUGUUUAUGGAGAUCAAGGAAUGGUUAGAGGGGCAACUGCAAACUGUAUAUUUAAUAAGAUUGCACGUCAAUUGAUAAAACUGUUUAUUCAAGAAUUCUUUUUUAGUUUUUUUCAAAGUAUUUCAUAUAUUUUUACACUAUUGUCUUAAAGAAUUUGUAUCAGGAAAGUUAUUAUGAAUGUUAGUAGGUGUAUUUUUAAUCAUCUUUCUUCUGUAUCUGUUACACUUGGUUGCCAAACCCACACUUAGAGGCGUACACUAAGUUUAAAGGUGUCCUAUUUUUGGAAAAAACAGAUUGUUUGGUAAAUGGUUCAUGUUAA
Messenger RNA from Mobula hypostoma (lesser devil ray), 2442 nucleotides. RefSeq lists its product as uncharacterized. Lineage: Eukaryota; Metazoa; Chordata; Chondrichthyes; Myliobatiformes; Myliobatidae. The record is from RefSeq and is a predicted model, not a curated record. Bases 1 to 651 code for a protein of 216 amino acids. The transcript has 5 exons.